Molecule: messenger RNA, 963 nt
Organism: Trametes versicolor FP-101664 SS1
Lineage: Eukaryota; Fungi; Basidiomycota; Agaricomycetes; Polyporales; Polyporaceae
Product: NAD-P-binding protein
Exons: 8
Coding region: 1-963 (320 amino acids)
Source: RefSeq, a predicted model, not a curated record
AUGGGCACCGCUUUGUCCGCUAUCAUAAACCAAGGGUUUCCGCCGAAAAGCAAGUUCAGCGUCGAUGAUAUCCCCGACCUCACAGGGCGUGUCGUGCUCGUCACUGGCGGUUAUGGCGGUAUAGGCUACGAGAUAAUCAAGGCGCUCUUGCAACAUAAUGCGAAGGUGUACAUGGCCGCGCGUAACAAGGCGAAGGCAGAGGCCGCCAUCGCGUCUCUGAAGACAGCGACCGGCAAAGAAGCCAUAUUUCUCGAGCUCGACCUAUCGAGCCUCGCGUCCGUCAAGAAGUCCGCGCAGGAGUUCCUCACCAAGGAGCACGAGCUGCACAUCCUCUUCAACAACGCCGGCGUGAUGAUCCCGCCCCUGCGCGAAGCCACGCAAAACGGAUACGACCUCCAGUUCGGCGUGAACGUCGUCGCGCACUUCUACCUCACCGAGCUGCUCAUGCCCGCGCUGCUCGCGGGGGUUGCGUCCUCCCCGGACCGUCACGCGCGCAUCGUCACGACGACCUCGUCUGCAGCAUACUUGGGGAAGCUCCGCUACGACACGUUCAAGGACGGUCCAGCGCGGAUGAAGAGCUCUAGGGACGCGCUGUAUACCCAGAGCAAGCUCGGCAACACCAUCGUUGCCCACGAGACUGCGAAGCGCUACGCGGAGAAGGGCAUCGUCUCCUUCUCGGUCAACCCAGGUAACAUCCAGACCGAGCUCCAGCGCCACGUCCCCGGGCUCGUCCGCAAAUUCCUGAAUGUCACGAUGCUGCAUCCAACGCCCUUCGGCGCGCUGACGCCGCUGUUCGCGGGGACGUCGGAAGAGGCGCUCAACUACAACGGCGAGUACCUCAUUCCGUGGGCGCGCCUGGGGAAGUGCUUACCGGAGACGUACGACGCUGAGGUCGGCGCGAAGCUGUGGGAAUGGUUGGAGGGAGAGGUCAAGGCCUUCGAGGCGACACAGGUCGCCGCGUGA